This is a messenger RNA of Trichomonas vaginalis G3, 2220 nucleotides long. RefSeq names its product experimental autoimmune prostatitis antigen 2-related family. Lineage: Eukaryota; Parabasalia; Trichomonadida; Trichomonadidae. The record is from RefSeq and is a predicted model, not a curated record. The coding region runs from base 1 to 2220 and encodes 739 amino acids. The transcript has a single exon.
AUGUUUGAUUCAUAUGAAAAGAUUACAGCAGAUUUAGGCCACUUUAAUUUCUCCGAUAACAAUCUAAUGAUUAAAUACGAAGAAAAUGGCGAAAUCAAAAGUUAUCGUGGAAAAUAUUUUACAUACACCUUUGAACCAGACGCCAAUUGCGAAUUCAAUGGAUUCACAGAGGCAAUAUUCUAUGGAGAGAUCACAGCAAAUAAUGGCUUUGAGAAGAAGAAAGUAAUACCAGCGACACAUUCAUAUGUCGCUUGCUAUGAUUGUGACAAAGCAUUACUCACAAAAUAUGGCUUGUAUUAUAACGGAAGAGGUCUCAAACUAAAGAAUGGAGCCAGAGCUGAUAUCAAAACCCACAUGUCAUCAAAUUCAGAAGGAUUUGUAAUUGUUGGAGACAAAUCUCCUACAAAUGGUGGAAAAUUCGAGCUUAGUAUCAAUGGCGUAAAUUAUGGCAUUGUUGAUACCCAUCUGAUAACACCUUAUGAUGAAUCUCAGAUUUUAGGAUCAACACUUUAUCAGACACCAUUGUUCAGCUACACUCAUCUAUUCGACAAAUUGAUUCAAGAAGAGGGAUGGAUACAAGAAAAGAAUUUCACAAUUUCGAUGAAGUGUGUUGAUGAGCCAGUUACAAUUGCAGGAUUUGUUGGUGAUUUUCAAAUUCUCCCGGUUGAUGAUUUCGAUUAUAGCGCUCAUAAAAUACCAUAUGAUCCAUUAUUUGAUGAAAAUAUCCUUCCUGUGAGCAAUUUCACUUCAGAAAAUAUUGAUGAUGAUCCUGAUGUCGAUUUUGCACCAACUGUAAAUUCAACAUUUGAAGAAAUCCUCCAUACAUGCAACGAAACUGACAACUUAACAACAUGUAACGAAACAGUUAAUCCUAAUCCAGAAGAACCCUCAGAAGAAGAGAACCCACCAAUUGUUGUAUCUCCUUCUGAAUCAUCUUCUUCAUCAUCUUCCACAGAAAGUGAAACAACUUCUUCAUCUUCAUCAACUGAAAGUGAAACAACUUCUUCAUCAUCUUCUUCCACAGAAAGUGAAACAACAUCUAGUUCAUCAUCAACAGAGAGUGAAACAACAUCUAGUUCAUCAUCAACAGAGAGUGAAACAACAUCUAGUUCAUCAUCAACAGAGAGUGAAACAACAUCUAGUUCAUCAUCAACAGAGAGUGAAACAACAUCUAGUUCAUCAUCAACAGAGAGUGAAACAACAUCAUCUUCUUCCACAGAGAGUGAAACAACAUCAUCUUCUUCCACAGAGAGUGAAACAACAUCUAGUUCAUCAUCAACAGAGAGUGAAACAACAUCUAGUUCAUCAUCAACAGAGAGUGAAACAACAUCAUCUUCUUCCACAGAGAGUGAAACAACAUCUAGUUCAUCAUCAACAGAGAGUGAAACAACAUCUAGUUCAUCAUCAACAGAGAGUGAAACAACAUCUAGUUCAUCAUCAACAGAGAGUGAAACAACAUCAUCUUCUUCCACAGAGAGUGAAACAACAUCAUCUUCUUCCACAGAGAGUGAAACAACAUCUAGUUCAUCAUCAACAGAGAGUGAAACAACAUCUAGUUCAUCAUCAACAGAGAGUGAAACAACAUCUAGUUCAUCAUCAACAGAGAGUGAAACAACAUCAUCUUCUUCCACAGAGAGUGAAACAACAUCUAGUUCAUCAUCAACAGAGAGUGAAACAACAUCUAGUUCAUCAUCAACAGAGAGUGAAACAACAUCUAGUUCAUCAUCAACAGAGAGUGAAACAACAUCUAGUUCAUCAUCAACAGAGAGUGAAACAACAUCUAGUUCAUCAUCAACAGAGAGUGAAACAACAUCUAGUUCAUCAUCAACAGAGAGUGAAACAACAUCUAGUUCAUCAUCAACAGAGAGUGAAACAACAUCAUCUUCUUCCAUAGAAAGUGAAACAACAUCAAGCGAAACUCCAGUUAUCAAUCAAAAUCCUCCACCACAGCGCACUGAUGAACCGAAAAUUGAAAGUUCAGGUCAACUUCCAAUUGCUGAAGAUAAUGCUCCAUCAUACACAAUUUCGUCGGAUUCAGCGGACUCAGCUACUCUUUCCAAAGGAGCACUAAUAGGGGUAGUAGCAGGAGGAGUUGUUGGCUUCAUUGUAAUUGCUGUUCUAAUUGCAGUUAUUGUUCUUCAUUUCAUCAAGCGAAAACCCCAAGCAACUGCUGAAGCUGAAGAGCUUGUUGAUGAUAAUGACUUUUCUUUAGAUAUAUAA